AGGAUUCAUGGUUAUCUCAAGAUGGGCGCUGGACAACGCGUCUUCCUCAGCAUGGCUCCACAUGCUGCUUCUUUUCCAAACCGCAAAAAUGGAUGGUGAAAGAACCAGGCAGCUAAAGGAGGGCUUCUUGUAGAUGGUUAGCAAUUGGCAAUAGCUCUAGCAGGAAUGCAGCGUAGCCAGCCAGCGCCGUGUGAGCUUGACAGCCUGCCUUUCUUGUUUGGCCACCACUUCGUAUUGGGCCUUAAAUGGCGGUCAUGAAGUUCAAUAUGGAUAAGAGAUGCAGCGUGCAAGCCCUAAGACUGACAAAGUUGUUUCGUUUGGAGCCUGCAUGUAAGCUUUCCACAGCCACCAACUAGGGGUGGUGGGAAAUAAUGUCGCUAUUAGUGAUUGGUCCUUGCGGACCUGCUGGUCUGAAUAAGCCCUGCGGAGGCGCCUCUCUUCUAAAUCCGCCAGCAGCUCCUUGUACUCUUCCCGGAUUUGCGCAAGGAAGCGUCUCCUAUCCUAGAGCUAGCUACUUGUUUGGGGUUGGCGUCAGCAGACCUUAUUCGAGCAAAUCUUGUUUGAGUGACCCUCUGCGUGGCAGCCCCGUAGAAUGCAAACCUGAGCUGAGUGGCCCUCCGUUAAGCAAAUCGGGCUACAGCAAACCCCACUGGUUAGUCCGCAAAGGCAGGCGAAAAGGGGCGCCAUGCUGGGCCGCCGCCGCUGCCGCCCCCGCCGCUUCGCGCGGGUCAAACCCGGCGCCAAGGUUGAUAGCCAGCGUACAGGCUCCCUCGUGGAUUCCAAGCGUCCCGGGACAGGGCGUGUACCGAGACCUCACAUUUGCGUCGAUCGGCGCGGGGUUUGCUUUGCUGGUAGCGAUCUUUAUUGGUCAGUGGUGGACAAGUCAGAACCUGGCGAUGUUCAACUAUCGGGCGUCGGACAAGGUCAACACGAUCCCGGAGCCGGGGCCGACGGGGCAGAAGGAGAGCGUAGAGUGGGUCAACAUGGUGGUUGGCAAGAUGUGGAAGAUCUACCGGCGGAGUGUUGAGAAGUGGAUUGUGGACAUCCUGCAACCGGCGAUUGACAAGCUGGCAAAGCCAGAUCUGAUUGACCGGAUCGAGGUGGCAGAACUCAACCUCGACUACGAACCGCUGGCCUUUCGCAACGUCCAACGCAUCACGUCGAGGCGCGCAAACGAUCUGCAGUACCAUAUUGGUCUCCGUUACACGGGCGACGCACGCUGCCUCCUUAACCUCCACCUCAAAGCCAGCGCGUUCGGAACCAACAUUCCGGUGGGAGUCUACGACCUCGACGUGGACGCGGAACUGUGGGUUAAGAUCCGGUUAGCGCCGAUUGCGCCGUACGUUGGGACGGUGUCGCUCGCGUUUGUGCGCCUCCCGACGAUCAAGCUGGUGCUGGCGCCGUUCCGACUGGUCAAUCUGUUCGCAAUCCCGUUCCUAUCCAGAUUCCUGACCAAGCUGCUGACCAUCGACCUCCCCAACCUAUACGUCCUCCCCCGGCGUAUAAACUUCGACAUCAUCCCCCAGGAGCAUAGCUUCGCCUCUCACAUCGUAGAGGCCGUCCGGAUCGGCCCCGGUACCACUGCUUCCCCGCCAAAGAUCGCGACAACCGAAGGGUUUAAGGGCGAGUUAACGGUAACCCUCUGCGAGGCGCAGAAUUUGCCGAUCGGGGGGCUGAUCGGUUGGAGCAACCCGUAUUGCACGCUCGCGAUUGGGGAGCAAUGGGUGGAGAGCAAGAAGAACAGCGAGACGUCGCACCCGUCUGGCCACAAGAACCCGGUUUGGAACCAGGACUUCCAGUUCCUGGUCUCGAACCCCAGUCGGCAGCACGUGAAGGUGUAUGUGCGGGACAGCCACCUCACGUUCAGCCCCAACAUUGGCGUCUGCGAGGUGCCCAUCUGGAAGCUGAAAGACUGCGUGCCCACCGACGUCUGGGUCCCCCUGAAGCGCGAGGGGCCCUUUGGCGUGCGGCGCGUGGCCGGUUCGGUGCGCCUUUUGCUGACGUACAAGUCGUUCGUGGAUGACGACUCGGAGUUCGGGACCGACCCAUCGGACGGCUCUCAUCAAACGAUCAAGAUUUACUCGGAGGGCGAGACGGAGGAUGCCGCGAUGGGAGCGGCAGCCGCGGCGGCAGACGAUGCCGAGAGCCAGCUGAAGCAGGGGAAGAGCGCCGGGUUCGCCGAGGUGGCGACCAGCGACGAAACGGGACUCGAAAACGGCCGCGCGGUCGCUGAGGUAACCCGGUUCCAAACCGAGGAGGCAUCGUCUUCGGGUCCACCGCCCAGCAAGGCCAAAAAGCGGUCUCACGUGGAGAACGGCGCGACGGAUCCAAAUUUCAAGAACCGGCACGCGGCUGGUGACUUGUCAGAGGCUGGCGAGGAGCCGGGUUCUGAAAGUGGGGCAGAUGGGGGCGGUUGGGCUGCUUCCGGCGAGAAGGGGUGGGCGUUUUUGGUUAACGAGGUUGUGUCCAAGGUUAGGGAGCUGGCGGACCGGGACGAAGAGGGCUCCGCUAAAGGGCACCGGAAGAAGAAGGUGGUGGUUAGAGCGCUGGGGGAGAAAGCGGACGGCGAAGAUUCGGACGGCGCCAUCUGGACGGAAGUGUCCGAAAAGAUCAUGGGCGGUAUCGGACUGGGGGUUCAAUUUUGGGGCGAAAAACACCGGGGGGAAGGCGAGAGCGGUUCGGACGGGAACGGGCGUCCGAAGGUGUUGGGUGGCGGGAUUGGGACCGUGAAGGAGGACGGGACGACCGACGUCAUCCCGACGGGGAGUGACGUCAGGGAGCGGUUCGACGAGUUUUUCGAGAACGGCGCGGGGGAGACGGUGGACGAGAAGGGACGGCCAACGAGGUGGAGCGCGGAGGUGCGCGAGUUUGUCGAAAAGGGGGGGUACGAAAACGGUGCGGCGGCGAUCCGCGCGAAGAAGCAGGAGACGCGGUGGAAGGGCACACGCGACUUCUUGGAGCGGUGGGGGCGGGAAAGUGAAAACGGAAACGAAAACGGAAACGGAGCGAGCGUCAGCGGGCGAGGGAAAGUAGGGGUUCUGGAAAACGGGAAGUUCGUCAAGUUCUUCGAUACAGGGAACGGCCACCACGCGGAGCAUCGAGGGGGGUGGGGCGUGGGGUCGACGUCCGGUGAAAAUCACAGUAACGGGAAAGCGGGGUUGCGAGGAAGGACGAAUGAUGGAAGGGCCCGUUCAGACCGGGGGCGGGAAGAAUUUGGAUCGGGCCGCACAGCGGUGCUCGAACGGACUGAGUUGAAUACAGAUAGAGAGAACAGGGUUUUCGAGAGUAGCAGUAGUAGAGCGCAAAGCGACGAGGCAUCGGAACCGAGUGUUAGCGAUAGAAAAAAAGGCGAAGCCGUGGCCGGGCAAGCGAACCCCGUCGCCAUCGUGCUGGUAGCUGUUGCCGUUGCAGUGUUAUUGGCAUGGGGCCACGUGCAGGCAAUGAAAUUAGCAACGCUGCCUUUCAUUGGUAGCUAGGCUAGCUUAGGCAGAGUGCAAAGCGCAGGAAUCAAGGACACGUGUGUGCAGUUUGAUUCAUAUUGGCAUGCAACCAAUUAGGCAAUCCUUAUCGAUCCUGAAUUGAGAAGGAUACCAACUCAGUGUGGUGCAAAUGGG
Klebsormidium nitens is the source of this 3614-nucleotide messenger RNA. The record is from the annotation of a GenBank genome assembly. NCBI's taxonomy places the organism in Eukaryota, Viridiplantae, Streptophyta, Klebsormidiophyceae, Klebsormidiales, Klebsormidiaceae.